Chara braunii is the source of this 904-nucleotide messenger RNA. The record is from the annotation of a GenBank genome assembly. NCBI's taxonomy places the organism in Eukaryota, Viridiplantae, Streptophyta, Charophyceae, Charales, Characeae.
GGUGGAUUUGAAGUCAGGAAUGAUCGUGGGGACGGAGACCAUGCUCCGGGGGAACGAGUCGUCAUGGAAGCUGGAGACACAGUGUGUUGAGAAACUGCUACAUCGGUUGAAGGACGAGAAAAACCUCAUAAUCGCAGAGGUUGUGCAUGAUGACUGUGGCGCGGUUGACGUCAUAUUGUGGCGAAUGAACAUUGACUCACAAAAGUGUAUGUGGCAUAAGGCGAAGACUUUGGUCAAACGAUUGCGAGAGGCUGUGCGCGGCACGAAGACUGUCAAACCAGCUGCAGUCGUUGCUUGCGAGCAUGUGCGAGAGGUGAAGUGUUUCACAAAUAAGGAGCUUGAACUUUGGCUCGAAUCGAAAUGUGUACACGUGGCAGGGGUGUCCACGAGAAAAAAGGAUGAACUUGUUGAGAUUGUUUGGGGCGUGCUCUUCCCCGACGAAGCAGGGAAAGCGUUGCGAGAUGAUGUCGUCGAGAUCGACGCGUUGCAAACAUCGCAUUGCAAUGCGGCAGAGGAGGCGAAGGAGUGGUUGUACGGCGCUUGCAGGCUGCGCGAGCGCGCAAAGGAUGACGAUGGCGAUGUGUUGGCCACGCAUGUGCAACACCUCGCCGAUCAUUGGGCCGGGGAUCACUCCUGUUGCGAUAAGGAGUUGUCCAACCUGUGCAAAGCGGCUGGGGGUCCGGACAGGGAUCCAUUGUACGAGGCGGGGGGGCGUGUUCAUCUCGCCGUCGCGCGCUGUCUUCAACAGUUCUCUUCGAAUACGAAGAUGGAGUGCUACACACGUGCGAGGAUGACCUUCAACAACGAGUGCUUCCACUCCGUGAUCAACAAGUACGCAACGAAAGUCGUAUGAAGCGCGCGUGUGUUGCACCGCUUUGGAGUGGAACAAAAAUAAACGAAUCAG